AUGAUGGUUCCAGGAUCGGCGAAACCCGCCGGCCCGUCGCUGCUGGCAUGUCUCCUCUGUCGACACAAACAUCUCAAAUGCGAUGGAAAAACACCAGUCUGCGGUCGCUGCCAAGUGACCGGGUCGGAAUGCCAGUAUACCAAAUCGCGACGAGGCUACAAGGGCCCGUCGAAAAAGCGACGCGCUGAACCACACACUCCUGAUCAACUCACCACCGAUCCCGCCCCCGGCAUGAUCGACCUCCCCGUCGACUGGUCGGCCUAUGGUAGCUACCAAUACGCGCCGUUCAUCGCCCAAUGCUCUCCCCAUGAUGGGGUUCAUGAAUUCCCCGAUCACGACGCUCCCACUCGUGCGAUGAAUGGUCCGAUGACUCCAGACUCUUCCUCGUCCUCCUUUUGUGGUGACGGCUACCUCCUUGAUAUCUAUUACACCUACUUCCACGCCGCUCACCCGAUCUUGCCGCCCUUGCGCUUCCUGUCUCGGGCCGUUCCGUGUCCCAUCUUCCUGGAGCAAGUCAUGAAAUUCAUUGCAGCGCACUUCACCCCGGCAGCCUCGCCGGAAAAGUAUCGCCCCGGUGUGGUCGCCCACGUGCGUGAGCAGAUGACCUCGAUCGAGAAAGUGCAGGCCAUGCUGUUGUUAGCCAUUGUCCUUCAUUCGCGGAAUGAGCGCGACGAGGCCAAAGACUGUCUCAACAUCGCGAUCGAUGCGGCGCUCGAGCUGGGCCUGAACCUAGCCUCGUUCGCCGACCGGGCCAGCAAUGGGGAUCCUCUCCGCGCAGAGUCCCUGCGGCGCACCUGGUGGGAGCUCUUUGCGAUUGAGGGCCUACUGACGGCGCUGGGGUUGCAGCAAGUCUAUCGCACUAAUCUGGUGGCCCCGGAGGUGCCACUGCCGUGCGAGGAGCGCAUCUACCAGGACGGACUGACGCCGCCGCCACCAUCCACAAUCGCCCAAUUCGAUGGACGGGUCUUUGCGGAUGAUGAGCGCGAUUUCUCUUCCUACGCGUACCGUAUCGAAGCGGUCCGAAUCCUGGCUCGCGUCGUCGCCACCCAGGAUAUGGUAGAGGGACAGCAGGACCACGUCGAGGCGAUUGACGCGCGGAUUGCCAGCUGGUUUCACCACCUUCCCGAGUCCAAGUCCGAGCUGAUGCGACCGGACGGGUCAGUGGAUGAGAUCAUGUUCCAGGCGACCAUGAUCGUGAAUGGGGCCUCCAUCUACCUCAACUUCCCCCGCUCCGAUCUGCUAUCGUCUCCCGCCGUGGCAUCGCAAGUGAUCUGUGGGCAUCACGGCCCGAUCAGUGUUCCGGCUUUCUCCCAUCACGCUCAUGCGAUGAAGGCGGUUAAGGCAGCCAGUGGCCUGUCCACCUUGGCUGCCCUUCGCCUGCCGGUGGAGCGACACACUCCCUUCUUCAUCUGCGCACUCACCCUGAGCUCCAUCGUCCAACUAGCGGCGUGUUCCGCCAAAGCCGGUCAGAUGCCGGAUCCGAGUCGAGAUCGCAUUGGUCUCACCAUUGGCGUGUUCAAAUCCUUGGCGCGGACCUGGGCCAUCUCCCAGUCAAUUAUGCGGCAGAUCAAGGCAGUGGCCCGGGACGUGAUGGAGAUAGGUGUGCGUCCGAGCAUGGACACGUUAGAUCUGACUUCGAUCCUCGAUGUGAAUGACCGAUUCUGGCUCCAAGACGGUCCCAGCUGA
Messenger RNA from Penicillium oxalicum, 1686 nucleotides. RefSeq names its product Zn(II)2Cys6 transcription factor. The record is from RefSeq and is a predicted model, not a curated record. The transcript is spliced from 2 exons. Gene Ontology annotation, molecular function: DNA-binding transcription factor activity, RNA polymerase II-specific; zinc ion binding; DNA binding. Lineage: Eukaryota; Fungi; Ascomycota; Eurotiomycetes; Eurotiales; Aspergillaceae. The coding region runs from base 1 to 1686 and encodes 561 amino acids. Gene Ontology annotation, biological process: regulation of DNA-templated transcription; DNA-templated transcription.